AUGUCUGGCGUAUCUGAGCCUGGUGUGCCUUUGAAUAGAUCAUAUGGUCAUCACUCAAAUUCAGCUUCCUCUACCAGCAAUAACACGACAGAAACAGAAUGCCAAGCAGUCACGGACCCCAGAGCUAUAAAGCGGUUGCAGAAUAGGGUAGCUCAACGAAGCUAUCGGCGUCGGGUGAAAUUACGUCUUGCAGAGCUUCAAGAAAGGAUUGCUAGAUAUGAAGGUACAGCCCAAGUGAUGGAAGGCGAAGUCAUUGAGAACAGUUCAAAGUCACCGCCAGACGUCUCCAUUUUGUCAAAAGUCCAAUCAGCCGCCUCCAAUCUGCCAAGUUGUGCGUCGUCGUCAAACCAUCCCAAUACGGACGCUCAAGUCCUGUCGCCGAUUAAUUUAUCGCUGAAUAAGAGAUUCCAAAGCAUCAUGGAAUGUGUCGGAGCAAUGGGAUUUGAGAGUUUUGACGAACUAGUAACUUCAUACUACGUCGACGAAUUUGAAGAGGCGUCGCAACUUUUCCAUGAGCAACGCUUCAGCCGGCACAGAAGGCUUCCUGUGGUGUUUGCAGACAUCUUGGAGGGUGCAAGACGAUGGAAGCCUUCAGAACGCCGAGGACUUGGUGAGGAAGUACUUAAAGAGGCCGAAGCCGUCCUUAUCGCUGAAAUCAGUCAGGCUUGGAAAGCCCUGCAACCGCUUACGGACACUGGUGCGUUUGAGCAAGACUGUCAGCAAACGCCUCAGAAUACUACAACGCACGCGGAUCGUUUGCGUCAGCAUCUUAGAACAGUGAUAUCUACUGAAGUGAGUGUCAUAGUAUUACGCAAGGCAGAGACUCAGCACAGAACUUGUGCCGGUAUGUUAACGCCAAUUCUCUGGACCCUGCUAAUGGCUCUUGUAGCAUCUGAUGGUCCUGCAUGGCAACGAGACUGCUCCGGGACCGCGCUCGCGAUCAUUGCGUUAUUGCAUUUGGCCGGUCGCCUGCCCAAAGAGACUUUGCUGGAGCUAAUAGGAUCUUGUCUCUAA
Trichoderma harzianum CBS 226.95 is the source of this 1014-nucleotide messenger RNA. RefSeq lists its product as hypothetical. The transcript has 4 exons. The record is from RefSeq and is a predicted model, not a curated record. Gene Ontology annotation, biological process: regulation of DNA-templated transcription. NCBI's taxonomy places the organism in Eukaryota, Fungi, Ascomycota, Sordariomycetes, Hypocreales, Hypocreaceae. Gene Ontology annotation, molecular function: DNA-binding transcription factor activity. Bases 1 to 1014 code for a protein of 337 amino acids.